AUGCCUGAUGAAAUGAGUCAGAGUCAGAGAAGUAACAGUAGUAACAUAGAUAGUCGUAGUUUAGUUAGAAGAGGUAGUGUAGCCAGUGAGGUAGACAUGUGCACCUCUAAGAGAGACAAAACAAUGUCGAGAUUCGUCGAAAUGAUGAAUUUCAUUAAUAAUGAAAUGACCAGCAGCAAGCGACUUGCGAAAGCAGGACGUGAAGGACUGAUUGAAAGAGUCCAAGAAUGGGGACUAGAACAAGCAAACUUGGAAGGGCGCAUACAAGCACUAAAAGAAGAAAAUGAAAGACUGAGACAUGAGCUUAAGCAGGCGGAACAAAAACAGGUAUCGAUGCCAAUGUCUUAUGCGACAGUGGCCUCAAAACCCAUAAACAAAUUAUCUGAAAAAGAAAAGAUUAUAGAGAAAUCAAGAAGGCAACCAGAACAUACUUUGUUCAUUACAUCAGAAAAAUUCACAAACGGUAAAAAGGUACAAGAUGAGGUUACGAAGAUCCUAGAUCCAAGAACCCAAAUCUUGAAAAUUAACAAGAUGAGGACAACAGCUAAAGCUCUGAUAAUUGAAGCGUCCUCGAAAGAGGACCUUGAAAAGAUCAUGAGCAAUCCAAAAAUGAAAGACUUUAAAUGUGAAUUGCCUAAAAAGAAGAGACCCUUAAUGAUAAUUUACGACGUAACCACGAAUAAACCGGACGACGAGAUCGUCGAGGACAUAAGGACACAGAACUUUGAGGACAUCUCAGAGGAAGAAUUCAAAAACGAAUUCAAAGUAAGAUUCAAGACCGGGCCGAAAGGCAAAUCAACAUGCAACUUAGUUGUAGAGGUAUCUCCACAGCUAAGGAAAAAGAUGAGUGGCAAGAAAUUAUACAUUGGUUUCACCAGUGUAAAUACAAAAGAUUACAUUGUAGUCCCGAAAUGUUUAAAGUGCCAAGACUUAGGUCACAUUGGCAAGUAUUGUGCAAAAACUGAGAACAUAUGCAGCCACUGUGGAGAGAGUGGGCACAUAAAGAAGGACUGUCAAAAGAAACAAGACCCGAGUGUUUGCAUUCCGUGCAAAAACAGGGGGAAAACUUGUAAGAAUGGGUCGGACUGCCAGACGCACAGGAUGCUGCUGGACAGGAUGAUCCAGAAAACCGACUAUGGCCAGUAA
Phaedon cochleariae (mustard beetle) is the source of this 1146-nucleotide messenger RNA. NCBI's taxonomy places the organism in Eukaryota, Metazoa, Arthropoda, Insecta, Coleoptera, Chrysomelidae. The record is from the annotation of a GenBank genome assembly.